AUGGAUGCUUACUCGAUAUGCUGCACUAGUCCCGCCGCUAGGCAUACUUCCAAGAUCUACCAGGAUCUUUGGUCUACUCGACCGCAUACUCGCGUUGGCUUUGAGCAGGAUAAGUUCUUAAGGAAAUUUGCAACUAUGGGGAGUUCGGAACAGCGUUGGAGGGCUGAUCUUACCUCAAAACCACACAUUGCUGUGAUUGGUGCUGGCCUUGCUGGUCUAAGAUGCGCAGAUGUUCUCAUCCAGAAUGGAUUCAAAGUCACCAUAAUAGAAGCUCGGAAUCGUAUUGGUGGUCGUCUACAUCAGGAAGUCCUACCUAAUGGACAUCUGGCCGAUGUUGGGCCUAACUGGAUACACGGAACUGACGAUAACCCUAUGCUGGAUCUGGCCAAGCAGACGAAUACAGUUGUUGGCGAUUGGGACUCGACUUCCUGCGUUUUCACUGAGUCUGGCGAGCUCUUAUCGCUCAAAGAUGGCGAAAAGUACUCUACCAUUGUGUGGGAUAUCGUGCAAGACGCCUUCCAGCACUCUAAUAGCAACUCGCAAGAUAUCAACUCCAAGGAAAGUCUUCAUGACUUUUUCGUACAACGAGUAGCUGAGAAGGUACCCGAUACCGAGGCUGACCACGAGAGGAAACGAAGCCUCAUUAUGCAAAUAUCUGAGAUGUGGGGUGCUUUUAUUGGCAGCCCUAUUUACAGGCAGAGUCUCAAGUUCUUUUGGCUUGAGGAGUGCAUAGAAGGUGAAAAUUUGUUCUGUUCAGGCACUUAUAAGAAGAUUCUAGAUGAGAUCGCGAAACCCGCUCUCCAGGGUGCUGAGAUUAAGUACCAAACCAAGGUGGACAGAAUAUCAUACAGAACAAAACCCGAGGAAAAGGCCAAAGUCCGAACGGAAAGUGGCCAGACACUUGAAUUUGACGAGGUUGUCGUGACCGCACCUCUGGGGUGGCUAAAAGGGAACCUUGAUGCUUUCGAGCCUGCGCUGCCAGCGCGAUUGACCAAGGCGAUUGGCUCCAUCGGCUACGGCUGCCUUGAAAAAGUAUAUAUCAACUUUCCCAAAGCUUACUGGCUUGGUAGUAAAGAUGACGAUCGAAAAGCCGAGGGAUUUGUACAGUGGUUGUCUCCGAAAUAUGUUUCUGACACAAACCCAAAGAGGUGGAAUCAGGAGGUGGUGGAACUCGCAAGCCUUGGCCCAGAAGUAUCACAUCCUACACUUCUAUUCUACACCUACGGCGAGCAAUCUCAGUUCAUCACCGGCGAGCUGUCUAAGAUAUCAGAUCCGCAGAAGAAGGAUGAGUUUCUUCUCAACUUCUUCAAGCCCUACUACUCGCUACUGCCACACUAUGCAGAGAGCAGCCCUGACUGCCAGCCUUCUGGCUUCAUGGCUACGGACUGGCUCAACGACGAGCUGGCGGGUUUUGGAAGCUACAGCAACUUUCAGGUUGGUUUGGAAGAGGGCGAUACAGACAUUCGGACUAUGCGGGAGGGUAUGCCGGACCAUGGAUUGUGGCUGGCGGGCGAGCACACGGCGCCGUUUGUCGGUCUAGGCACAGCGACUGGAGCCUAUUGGAGCGGUGAAGCGGUCGGAAAGAGAAUAGCGGAGGCUUAUGGACGAUCCAAGUAA
Fusarium sp. VM40 is the source of this 1617-nucleotide messenger RNA. NCBI's taxonomy places the organism in Eukaryota, Fungi, Ascomycota, Sordariomycetes, Hypocreales, Nectriaceae. The record is from the annotation of a GenBank genome assembly.